CAGGAGAGCUACCAGACUCUCACUCUGGCAGCGGGGAGAGUCCUUCAGGGGAACCAGACCCAGAGACUUCCAAAUCGGCGAGACGACACCACUGCUCCCAGUGUGGGAAAAGUUUUCUCCGAUCACAACAAUUGAAAUCGCACAAGCGAACACACACAGGAGAAAAGCCUUACCAGUGUUCCCAGUGUGGAAAGUGUUUUACUCGGUUAGAUUACCUGAAAAGUCAUAAGCAAAUACACUCUGGAGAGAAGUCCUACUCCUGUUGCCAUUGUGGAAAAAGUAUUAGGUGGUUAGGGACUCUGAAAUCUCAUGAGCGAAUGCACACACAAAAAAAGCUCUACCAAUGUCAGUUGUGUGGAAAGCGGUUUACCCAGUUAGAAGCCCUGAUUGUGCAUGACAGGACACACACAGGCGGGGAUAAGACCUACCACUGCUCCCAGUGUGGAAAGAGAUUUAAUUGGUUAAGGCAGCUGAACAAGCAUGAAAGAAUACAUACACAGGAGGAGAAGACAUACCACUGCUCUCAUUGUGGAAAGACAUUUUCCCAGUUAGAGGACCUGAAAUCGCAUGAGAAAAUAGAGAGGCUGUGUUCUGACUUGAGUUUUUGACUGAUAAUUUGUGUUUUUGUUUAAUCUUUAUGAAAUCAAUUUGUAUAUAUGGAAGCAGAAUAAGGCUACUGUUGUUGUUUCAUUUAGAGACCUGAUCAUGUCUAAUAUCAGGUGUCUGUUGGGUUCUGAUGAUGAGCGUCGUUUGAUUUGAUACAAGUAUAAACCCUCUGUUGUUCAUCAUAUGCUUUUCGUAUUGCAUGAUGUACAUAAAUAUAUAAGUAAG
Oncorhynchus masou masou (cherry salmon) is the source of this 831-nucleotide messenger RNA. Its product is annotated as zinc finger protein 135-like. Gene Ontology annotation, cellular component: nucleoplasm. Gene Ontology annotation, biological process: regulation of transcription by RNA polymerase II. The annotation marks the transcript as partial. The transcript has a single exon. Gene Ontology annotation, molecular function: DNA-binding transcription repressor activity, RNA polymerase II-specific; RNA polymerase II cis-regulatory region sequence-specific DNA binding. The record is from RefSeq and is a predicted model, not a curated record. NCBI's taxonomy places the organism in Eukaryota, Metazoa, Chordata, Actinopteri, Salmoniformes, Salmonidae.